ACCAAUUGUUCGACUUUCGAAUUCUGUCCAUACGUGAUGGUGUUGACUUUGAAAUACAUUAACAAAGAGCAAGUCUUCACAGCUUUCGAAUUCUGUCCAUACAUGAUGGUGUUGACUAUGAAUUAUUCCGGCAAAAUGAGAUCAAUCAGAAGCGGUUGCUGAGUUUUGGAUCGUGGGGUUGUGCUUGUAAAGGUGAAUUGUUGAAGAUUAAUCUUAUAUAUUCCUCAACAAUUUGAGCAUCAGCUGCAGAAUUUUAUCAAAAUGGAAGGACAAACAAGUGAUUCAUUAAAUGAACAACAAUGUUUGGAGACAAAAUUAACCAACAUGCUUCAAAACGUGGAACCUCCAGAAAUGUAUGGAUUCGAUAUGCAAUGCAUUUAUAGAGUACCACCAGACAUUCGUGAAACUAAUCCCAAAGCCUACACACCACGAAUUGUUUCAAUUGGCCCUUUUCACAAAGCAUGUUACGCUGGAAAUGAAGACAGCAUUUUUGAGUCAAUGGAAGAGCUUAAAGUGAACUAUCUCAAGGCAUUUCUAAAUCGAACCCAAAUACCUAUGGGAACCUUUGUUGUCACACUUCAAGCGUUGGAAGACAAAAUUCGAAGUUGUUAUGCAGUGCGUAUUAAAUAUAACAGCGAUGAUUUCUUAAAGAUGAUUCUCAUUGAUGCUUGCUUCAUAAUUGAGUUGUUUUUGAGAUUGCAUAAAUAUGAAGAUUGGCAGGGAAAGGACCCUGUGUUGCUAAAAGACUGGAUGCAAAUGCAAAUUGGUGAGGACUUGAGACUACUAGAAAAUCAGCUUCCUUUCUUCGUUCUUGAACAACUUUACAACCUUGCUGGUAUGAAUCCGGAAUUUCCCUCCUUUCUUCAGAUUUCUUUCAACUGUUUGAAGGUUGUGGAAUAUGGAGCAACAUCGUGUCCAACAGAGUCCCCAAAGCACUUCACCGAUCUUAUGAGAACUUGUAUAAUAUUGUCAUCAAAAUUUGUUCUUAGAGAAGAAGAAGAAUGUAAAGGAAUAAAACAUGUAUACAAUGCAAGCCAACUACGGGAGGCAGGUCUUAAAUUCAAGGUCAGUCCAAAUGAAAAUGAAUGCUUACUUGACAUGACCUAUUCCGAUGAGGGUGUGUUGACAAUGCCAAUCUUGAAUAUAGCUGACGAUUCAGAAAUGUUCUUCAGGAAUAUAUUGGCAUUUGAGCAUUGUCACCUUUCAGAUGAUACAUGCAUCAUCACUCAAUACCUAAAGAUUCUAGAUUUUCUUAUCGACACUGAAAAAGAUGUGAAAGAACUAAUUGAUAAGAAAAUUAUUGUCAAUUGGAUGGGUGAUCCUAAUGCACUGGCUGCAAUGGUUAACAGUCUGAGCUCAAAUCUUGCGAUGCCACGUUUCAAUCCAGUGUAUUUCUCUAUCUGCAAUAGCUUAAAUGAUUUCUAUGAAAGUCCUUGCAACAAGUACAAGGCUAUCUUCAUACACGAGUACUUCAACACUCCUUGGAAAAUAGCAUCUACAGUUGCUGCAAUUGUGCUUCUUUUGCUCACAUUGAUUCAGACUAUAUGUUCAAUAAUCUCACUGUUUUAAUUAAGGUAGUUUAGGAAUUGGGCCGUUAACAGGGAAGUCAAUUGGGGGAAGAAAGCAUUUGAUGAUUGUAUUUGAGUGUCUCACAAGGUGAUAGGCAGCAAGACCCAAAGGACAGGCCCAAAAGGAAGAUUAAACCACCUCAGCAUUUGAAAGAUUAUGUUUAAGGGAGUUUGGGCACCAAUUCUGCUGUUUUCGUAGUGCCCCACUAUGCUAUAAUCAUAAUCAUUAGUGAAUAAUUCUUAUAGUUCUGGUAGUAGUGCUUUCAUUUUAGCAAUUCUGUUAUAGUGCUGUAUUAAUGCAUAGGUGAUUCUGUUAUUGGCUUUUGUCUGCUAGCAAGCACUAAUAGCUAUAAAUAUCUGAGAUAUAUUAAAAGAAGAUAAGAAAUGAUAUAAGCAAUUUCCCUUCGCUA
Messenger RNA from Glycine soja, 1978 nucleotides. RefSeq names its product putative UPF0481 protein At3g02645. The record is from RefSeq and is a predicted model, not a curated record. NCBI's taxonomy places the organism in Eukaryota, Viridiplantae, Streptophyta, Magnoliopsida, Fabales, Fabaceae. The transcript is spliced from 3 exons. Bases 262 to 1569 code for a protein of 435 amino acids.